Molecule: messenger RNA, 1453 nt
Organism: Effrenium voratum
Lineage: Eukaryota; Dinophyceae; Suessiales; Symbiodiniaceae
Source: the annotation of a GenBank genome assembly
AAGCCUUCUGGCUCAAGCAGGCCAGCUUUCUUGGUGAACGACAGGUGCAUUCGGCAGUCAUGAAGCUCUAUGCGCACCCAGACAACUACAAGACCAAAAAGGCCUUGAUUGCUGCCGAGUAUGUCGGACUUGAGGUGUCUUGCCCCCAGAACGCGGGUGCAGCCGCGACUGGCAAGAUCCCGGUCCUGGAGACUCCCAAGGGCUGCAUCUUCUCCAGCACCGCCAUCGCGAGGUAUAUCUCCAGAAUCAGCCGACCUGUCGGUCUAUACGGCCAGAACCUGAUCGAGGGCGGAAUGAUCGACUCCUGGCUUGAGUUCAGCACGCAUGAGCUGGAGGUGCCUCUUUGCACUUGGGUCCUUCCGGCGAUGGGCGUCACUGCAGAGGUGCCUGAGGCCACAGCCUGCGCAAAGGACGACGUGGCGAAAGCGAUGACGGUGCUGGACAAGCAUUGCCUCCACAACACCUUCAUGGUCGGCAACAGCAUCACGCUCGCGGACAUUUCGGUUUGCUGCGCAUUGAUCGAUGCCAUGCGCCAUGUUUUUGAUGGCAAGUUCCUCAAGCCCUUCCCGAAUCUCAUGCGCUGGUUCAAGCUUUGUGUGAGCCAGCCGGAAUUCGCAAAGGUCCUGGGGAAGGUGGCUGUUCCCGAGGGCCAGGGUGGCAAGGAGGCCAAGGAGGGCAAGGAGGGCAAGGCCAAGGGUGAGAAGGCGGAGGCGAAGGCGGCGCCCAAGAAGGCUGCUAAGAAGGAGGCUACUCCCAAGAAGGAUGCGGCUCCAAAGGAGAAGGGUGAUAAGAAGAAGGACAAGGGCGCGAAGACCGAGGAGAAAGCGGCUGCUGCGGAGCUCAGUCCGGAAGAGAUUGAGAAGCAGAAGAAGGCCAAGUUGAAGAAGGUUCUCAAGGAGGGCGGCAAGCGAGGUGUGGAGAUCGAAGGUGCGGCUGACAUGGGCGGCCUCCAGUUCUUCUGCACCUCCGUGGAUGAGCCUGAGGGCGACAUUGACCUCCUCACCCAGUGUGUGGAGUCCAUGAAUGCCAAGAGUGAUCCCUCCGAGGAGGAGCGAAAGGGUGGUUCAGGCCACAUCGGAAAGAUGGUCUUCUCCGUGGGGGUUGACCACUUGGCAGUGCUGGCGUACGUCCCGGACGAAAAGCUGAAGGAGCUGAACUGCCAGGAGUGGCUCAAGGCGGUGCUCGAUACCCAGGGCGGUGAGGUCGUCAGCAAGGGGGAGAAGGUUUGCACCGGCAAAGUUAAGACGGAUGCAGACAAGGGCAGGUUUCCGCUGAAGAUCCGCGAGCCAAUGAUCCUUGAGGCCAACAACUUCUUGCGAAAGAAGGGCCUGUUUCCGGAGGACAAUGACGACGACGACGAUGAGAUGGUCUUCGGGGAUGAUGACUUCCCCUCUAUGUAGACACAGAUGCCUCUUUAGGGAGCGGGGGUGCAGAGGUUGGCGGGAACCCUUCA